This is a messenger RNA of Arachis duranensis, 812 nucleotides long. Its product is annotated as auxin-responsive protein SAUR72-like. The record is from RefSeq and is a predicted model, not a curated record. The transcript has 2 exons. Bases 102 to 638 code for a protein of 178 amino acids. Gene Ontology annotation, biological process: response to auxin. NCBI's taxonomy places the organism in Eukaryota, Viridiplantae, Streptophyta, Magnoliopsida, Fabales, Fabaceae.
CAUGCAGUGCAAGAUCUGAUGAGACUAUUCUAGUCUAGAAUCAUCGGGUCCACCGAAGUCAUCAAUCAAUCUUGAAGACGUUCUUUGAUUGAUAAAAAAAAAUGGAAGGUGAGCAGCACCAAAGAUCAAAACUGAAUAAAGCUAAGCAGAUUGUGAGGCUAAGGGGAAUGCUUCGUAGGUGGCACAGUUUCUCAUCCUCAUCCUCAACCUCAAUCUCAUCAUCACCAAACAUUUCAAGUAGCCCCAAUUACAACAUGAUUGACAAUUCUGAUUACCAAGAACCCACAACUGAUGAUGAUCCAACCUCAAAGAGUAGAGCACCGUGUAAUUGUAACUUGGAUGAAGAGGAUCACAAAUGCGAGAGCCCCGAGCCCCCUCCCGAUGUUCCGAAAGGGUACUUGGCAGUUUAUGUUGGGAGUGAGCUUCGGAGAUUUAUCAUUCCAACUAGCUACCUUACUCAUUCUCUCUUCAAGUUAUUGCUUGAGAAGGCUGAAGAUGAGUUUGGAUUUAACCAUAAUGGUGCUCUCACUAUUCCUUGUGAGACUGAGACCUUCAAGUAUCUCCUCAGAUGCAUAGAGACCAACUACGACACCCAUCAACGUAGCUCCUCUGGAAACAUAGGAACUUCGGAAGCAUAACUAGUGAUUCUGAUCUUCCUAGAAGUCCAGUCAAAUCAUAAGGCUCAUUAGACUAGGUGUAAAUCUCCUAGAAACUACAUCAUAACUACCCUUACAAGUUACAAGAACUUAACCUUGGUGGUGUGUAAAUAAGAACUUUCAUGUGUUUUUGUUCACAUGAUUCUUGCUUUUUUU